Molecule: messenger RNA, 1021 nt
Organism: Diceros bicornis minor
Lineage: Eukaryota; Metazoa; Chordata; Mammalia; Perissodactyla; Rhinocerotidae
Product: centromere-associated protein E-like
Exons: 7
Coding region: 71-1021 (316 amino acids)
Source: RefSeq, a predicted model, not a curated record
AAACCUUGAAGAAAUAAAACUUGUUACUAAGGAAAGAGAUGGCCUCAGAAGAGUGGAGGAAACCCUCAAAAUGGAGCGAGACCAGCUCAGUGAAAGCCUGAGAGAGCUGGAAGCUAAAAAUCUGGAAAAACAAGAGGAACUAAGAAUUGCUCACAUGCAUCUGAAAGAGCACCAGGAAAUUAUUGAUCAACUCAGAGGGAUUGUUUCUGAGAAGACAGAUGAAAUAUCAAAUAUGCAGAUGGAUUUAGAAAAUUCAAAUGCUAAAUUACAAGAAAAGAUCCAAGAACUUAAGACAAAUGAACAUCAACUUUUUAAGUUAAAAGAAGAUGUCAGUGAGACACAGAAAAAAAUAUCUGAAAUAGAGAAAUUGAAGAAACAAUUCAAGACCCAAAGUUUAACUCUGGAUAAAAUGGAAAUGGAGAACUCACAGCUGGCUCAGAAACUUCAUGAAAACCUUGAAGAAAUGAAAUCUGUAAUGAAAGAAAGAGAUAGUCUAAGAGUAGUAGAAGAGAAUCUCAAACUGGAGGGAGACCAACUCAAGGCAAACCUACAAGAAACCAUAGUUAGAGAUCUAGAAACACAACAAGAACUAAAAAUUGCUCGUAUGCAUUUGAAAGAACACCAAGAAACUAUUGAUAAGUUGAGAGAAAGAGUUUCAGAAAACCAAGUCAAAUUUCAAAAAAUUCAAGAGCUGGAAACUGCACUCCAUGAAGCAAGAAAAAGUGCCAAGGACAAAAAAGAGAAGAUUAUAGAGAUGCAGAGAGAACAAGAGAUGACUAAUGAUGCCAUAGAUAAAAUGCUUUUGAAAGUUGAUGAUACAAAUAAGUACCUGAUAAAAGCAAAAGCAAUUGUCCAAAACCUUGAGGAAAAUGUUGCUUUAACAGCUAAGCUCUCUAAAGAAGUUGAAUAUCUGCAGCAAGCUGGUGAAAGUAGACUUAGAGAAGAAGAGAAAUGCCAAGAAGUUGGAGAAGGAAAGCUGCUGUCGAGGAUCAAAAGAUGCAAGGAGGUGACUGAGAUGUAA